This is a messenger RNA of Gossypium raimondii (Peruvian cotton), 815 nucleotides long. Its product is annotated as protein POLLEN DEFECTIVE IN GUIDANCE 1. Gene Ontology annotation, biological process: maintenance of protein localization in endoplasmic reticulum; nucleotide-excision repair. Gene Ontology annotation, cellular component: endoplasmic reticulum membrane; transcription factor TFIIH core complex. Lineage: Eukaryota; Viridiplantae; Streptophyta; Magnoliopsida; Malvales; Malvaceae. The transcript has 8 exons. The record is from RefSeq and is a predicted model, not a curated record. Gene Ontology annotation, molecular function: ATPase activator activity. Bases 214 to 810 code for a protein of 198 amino acids.
UUCUAAUCCCUUCCAAAAGCAAAGAUUAGCUAUUACUUCUCUGUUCUGAUUUUCUUUUUCAAUUUUUGUCCUCAGCUUCAUCUUCUGCUUCUGUAACUUUCUUUCCAACCAUCUCUACGUUUCCCUUUUUUUUCCAUUGAUUGCAGAGGAGACCUAGAUAUUUAAGAUCUUUAUCCAGUGCACAAAUCAUCGGCGAAGUACUUUUUGGAUGAAAUGUAUAGUGGAAAUUCAUUGCGGAGAACCACAACACUUGGUAGUGAGAAAGAACGAGAGCGAGUGUAUGAUACUAUCUUCCGCUUGCCAUAUAGAUGUGAAGUGCUUAUAGAUGUUGGAUUCUUUGUUUGCUUUGAUGCGUUUCUGUCCUUGUUAACUAUCAUGCCAACAAGGAUUCUGAUUAAGCUUUGGAGGUUCCUGACUGCAAGGCAGUUCAAGAGGCUUUCUGCAGCAGAGCUGUGUGAUUUUGGCUGCUUUCUUGUUCUAGCAUGUGGAGUCAUUCUCCUGGGCCAAAUAGAUAUCAGUCUAAUAUAUCACAUGAUUCGUGGUCAAGGAACAAUCAAACUCUAUAUGAUCUACAAUGUGUUGGAGUGUUUCUUGCUGCAACUUAUAAGUUCAGGACAAGCUGAAAAAUCAACGAGCUUCAGCUCUUUCAUGAUGAGAAUUUUUCAGCGUGGUCUUUUGCGUCAGAGAGAUAAAGAAUCUCCAAGAUUAACUGAGAGUGGUUUCCAAUUCUUGUUGAUGGAUACAAAUGCUCAGCUUUGGUAUAUCAUCAGAGAGUAUAUCUCCAAUUCAGAGGUAUAUUUGAUGAGAUAAUUAUU